Messenger RNA from Phlebotomus argentipes, 1189 nucleotides. RefSeq lists its product as uncharacterized. The record is from RefSeq and is a predicted model, not a curated record. The transcript is spliced from 4 exons. NCBI's taxonomy places the organism in Eukaryota, Metazoa, Arthropoda, Insecta, Diptera, Psychodidae. Bases 300 to 1157 code for a protein of 285 amino acids.
AUUUUUGGAAGAAGCUAAAGAUGUGAUUUCUAGCAUCAUUUCUGUCGUUAUAUAUAAUUAUUUUUAUGUGAAAAUAAGAUUGUGGAAAAACUGUUAGUAAAAUUUCAUAAGAAUUUCAAUAUGGCCGUGCUUUCCGAAGCAGCCGAAGAAUUCGCCGAAUUUCGGUCCGGUUUCCGAGAAUUGGACAUUUAAAAAUUAAAUGUCUUAUUUUCCCUCUUUAAACUGACACCUUCGCGAGCACAUUUUUCUCCUCGAUUCCUGUGCAUUUUUCCAGAGUUUGUACGGCCAUUUUCAUUGAAAUGGAGGAUCGCACAAUUCCUGACAUCAUUCUCGAGCACAACAUGCACACAGUGAGGCAGGAUCUGUUGAAUCUGGUGGAAUAUGACGAAGCGAAUUUCCAGCAAGUAUACGCGAAUUCCCAGGGUAAGGUUCGUCCCAUUCUCGGACGGAGGGGCUCCGCUCCUGAGCCUCAGGUGUCUUAUUCUCGGAAAAUGAGUGCGGAUUCUGUCUUCUCCGAUGGACUUCUGUUCUCCAAGACGACUCUUGCGCCAGAUAGACCAUCUUAUUUCGACGAGGUGCGCCUUACCAGCCACAGCAAGUGCCAUGGCCAGAAGUUCUCUCAAAUGGAGCCUUCCAAUCCGGAGAAGAAGUUGAAUUUCGGCGCCAUCAACGUUUUCCCCAAAUCACGCGCUCAGCCCAAAGAGAAGAAUUUGCCGCAGAAGCUGAAGGUUCUGGAGGAUAGUCUUCUAAACUUUGUCAAUCUCUCGAAGAGCUUAAACGCUCUCCAACCCAUGAAAUUCGCUGUUAUCCAUACAGAUGCUGGACCUUUUAAUGGAUUGAACGAGUACUUUGAUUACUUGAUCAAUUUGGCCAUCAAGGAGGAAUACUGGAUCUCAACAAUCACAUCUACGCUCAAUCUGACGGACACUUUCAAGGACGGCUUCUUCUACUUGAGCCACGAGCUCUAUGAGAGCAUCGUCGAAGCGGGGAAAUUCACCAAAAAGCCCUUCCGAUUUGAAGACAUGCAUGAGCUUAAUGAUUCCAUUGAUGCACUAAUUUACUGGAUUCGUGUAUUUUACACCUUUGUCUGGCUCAUGAUGCGCCACAGUGAGAAUGUGGGUCAAGUGCAGGAACGAAAUCUCUUCAUUGGCGUCUAGAUGCUUAUGAAAAUGCACAAGAUGCAUUAAAG